Nothoprocta perdicaria is the source of this 2920-nucleotide messenger RNA. It is a transcript of the gene MFSD8, whose product is annotated as major facilitator superfamily domain containing 8. NCBI's taxonomy places the organism in Eukaryota, Metazoa, Chordata, Aves, Tinamiformes, Tinamidae. The transcript has 10 exons. Gene Ontology annotation, biological process: transmembrane transport. Gene Ontology annotation, molecular function: transmembrane transporter activity. Bases 163 to 1707 code for a protein of 514 amino acids. The record is from RefSeq and is a predicted model, not a curated record. Gene Ontology annotation, cellular component: lysosomal membrane.
UACUGAGAUUUCUGUGAAAAAUAUUUUCAGUAUACUGUGGGAUAAAAACAACUCAGGAGGAUCUUUAUAUGAUUUUUUUUUUCUUUUACCUUUUGAUUUAAAAGCAGGGAUGUUGUGGAAACACAAGAACAUUAUAAAAGUAGAUGGAGGUCCAUCUGGAUUAUGCACCUUACUAUGUUUCUCAGUAGUGUAGGUUUCUCGAUUGUAGUUAUGUCUGUAUGGCCAUAUCUCCAAAAGGUUGAUCCAACAGCAGAUGCGAGUUUCUUGGGCUGGAUUAUAGCUUCAUAUAGCAUUGGCCAAAUGGUUGCCUCUCCUCUGUUUGGUUUAUGGUCCAAUUACAGGCCAAGGAGAGAACCUCUUGUCGUGUCAACGGUUAUUUCAGUAGCUGCUAAUUGCCUUUAUGCCUAUGUCCAUGUACCUCAUUCACACAACAAAUACUACAUGCUGAUUGCACGUGCUCUUGUGGGAUUUGGAGCAGGAAAUGUAGCUGUGGUUCGAUCGUAUAUUGCAGGUGCCACUUCCCUUACAGAAAGAACAAGCGCUAUGGCCAACACCAGCGCUUGCCAAGCAGUUGGCUUCAUAUUAGGACCAGUUUUUCAGACUUGUUUUACACUUAUUGGAGAAGAAGGAGUAACAUGGAAAUUAAUUCGGCUUCAGCUAAAUAUGUAUACAGCACCAGUUCUAUUUGGAGCUCUCUUAGGAGUUAUUAAUAUCAUUCUCAUCUUCGCUAUAUUCAGAGAGCAUCGAGUGGAUGACAUGGGAAGACAAUGCACGAGUAUCAAUUUUGAAGAAGAAGAAACUGGUGGUCUGGAUCAGGAUGCAGACGGAAACAUCGACCAAGUUGCUGUUGUGUCAGUCAACUUCCUUUUUUUUGUCAUCUUGUUUGUUUUUGCUGUCUUUGAAACUAUAGCUACYCCAUUGACAAUGGAUAUGUAUUCCUGGACCAGGAAAGAAGCUGUUUUAUAUAAUGGAAUAAUMCUUGGUGUGGUUGGUAUUGAAUCAGUUAUUGUUUUCAUGGUGGUGAAGACACUUUCUAAAAAAACCGGUGAGCGUGCUCUACUCCAUGGAGGCUUAGUGAUUGUCUUGGUCGGAUUCUUUAUUUUACUGCCUUGGGGGAAAAAACUACCAAAUAUCCAAUGGCAAGGUAUAUUUGAAGUCAUACUAAACUGUAGUCUUAACAUUGUCUUGAAAGAUUUUUGUUGCAUUUUUUUAAUCACGUGCAUAUUGCUUGCUUUUACAGAAAUAAAGAAUAAUUCCRUUCCAAGGACAACUUUCAGUGAAAUGUUAAUGCCUUUCUGGAGUCUGGAAGCGAUGCAGCUGUCAUCCAACCACACCACAGAACCCACAGGCUGCCCUGUCUCCCAAGUCUGGUGCCUGAGCACUCCCAAGAUAUAUCUGGCCCAGUAUAUCAGCUCCGAUGUACUAAUAGGAUUGGGGUAUCCAGUUUGUAAUGUCAUGUCUUAUACCUUAUACUCCAAAAUUCUAGGCCCAAAGCCUCAGGGUGUCUACAUGGGCUGGUUAACAGCCUCGGGAAGUGGAGCACGGAUACUUGGGCCUGUGUUUGUGAGCCAAAUCUACACUCACCUGGGACCACGCUGGGCGUUUAGCUUGAUCUGUGGCAUAGUUGUACUCUCUCUCUUAGUCUUGGAGAUAGUAUACAAAAGACUAAUUGCAUUUUCUGUCAGAUAUGGAAGGAUGCAAGAAUAGUAUAUUUAAUACAUGUAUUAAAAAAAAAAAAAGGAAAAGGAAAAAAAAAAAGAAAGAAACACAGUAACAACCCCCACCCUGAAAACUAUUUAAUUGAAUAUUGCUUUUUUUUUAUGGGGAGUGCCUAAAGACUGACCUUGUUAGUUGUAUGCUAGGCAUUAUAGUUGUACUUAUAUGUUGAUUGAACAUGUCGUUUGGUCAUACCCUAAUAUGUCCUGUUACAUCUGUGUUAAUACAGCUUUUGCAUUCAGCUUUUCUAGCAGGAGAAGGAAUGUGAACAAGCUGAAUCAGUACCAUAGCACAGUUGAAGUGUGCACAGUCUAAAUGACACAUCUGUGUACUGAAUCGCAGUUGUGAAGGUCAUAAGUACAGCCUUUACAGAAAGAAGUAAAAUCAAUCUUGAUUCUGUGAAUCUAGAUUAUUAGCUCUUGUAACUACAAGAUUAGUUGAGCUGCAUGCACUUUGUAUGGAAACAUGGCUACUUAAGGAAGUGAACAUUUGGAUGUUCAGUUUGCUAAUUUGUAAGCAUUGAYUCAUACUCAUACAAAAAGACCAACUUUAGAAACUGUUAAAUAUCAAGAAAACUCCAGGAUUUCAAACAGAAUGAGACUGUGAGAAAUUUAGAGGAAGGUAAGUGCCUACUUCUCAAGUAGUUUGUAUGAGAUUUGGAUACUUAAGUGGGUUAAGAGCCUUUGCGGGGGGCAAAAAAAAAGAUGCCGUGGCUUUUACUUGAACUACACUAAACAUGCAGUUUUUCUUCUACAGUAUUGCUGAAUCCCCUUUUAUAACUAAAAGUACCAUCUGCACAGAGUUGAAUUAUGUGCAACCUUUUUUAAUCCUUCUAAAAGAAGGAGCUGCCAUCCCUGAUAAUCCCUUACAGUUAAAUGUCACUGGGAGAAAGGAAUACACUGGGCUAUCUGAACAACCAGUGCUAAUGUUAAUUAAGUCAARAAGGAGAAAAUUUUUGACUCCUUGGYUGUUGAUAAUUACGUUAGACUUAAAUUUCUGAUAAGAGUGUAAGAAAUGGGAAUUGAUAAUAUUUGAAUCAUUUGAUGUUUGUUUUUAUUUUAAAAACACMAAGUUUUCUUUUUUCCUAAUACAUGGGGCCUAGAGCAAUAUGUGUGGGUUUGUCUUUUUGGCACUAGCGGGGGUGGCAGAGAAGCCUUUUUGAAAUAAUUCCAGCACAUGAGCUGCUGUUUAACAYGUCCAAUAC